AUGCAUCCUCUGUCCGUCUUCAGACGAGGCGCGGCUCUGGGUCUCGUGAGCAGCGUCUUUGCUGCUCCUGGUCCUGGGCAACAGGCAUGUCCCGGUGGUGGUAUCCAGAUCGUGGAACUCCAGCCAUACGAGGUGGUAUGUGAUGGAAAGACUUCUGUCACCACUGUCACUCGCACUUACACCAAGUACCCCUGGUCAUCUGAUGUCCCCAACAGUCCGGGCCAGCCUUACGCGUCCGGUAAUCCUGGCUCAAAGAGUCCUGAUUACCCCGACUCACCUGGAUCGCCCGGAUAUGCCGGUGGUCCGGGUCAUCCCGACCAGCCGGGAUAUGCCCCGCCUUGCGUUGAUUGUGUCACCAUCACAACCACUGCCACUGCCCCAUUCUGCACCACUAUCCCCCCCGCUACUAAGGGUGGAGUCUCUACUGUAAUCACUGGGGUCCCCCCUCCCUGCACCCGUUGCGUCACUGUCACUACCACUGGAUCUGUCCCCUAUGUUACCACUAUCCCCCCAGCUUCAUCUGGUGGGAUGAGCACUGUCAUCUCUUGUCAAGGGCCAAAGACAGUGACUGUAAUCCCCCCUCCUUGCCAUGAAUGCAUUACAGUCACUACGACUGGAACCAUUCCCUAUGUCACUACUCUACCUCCGGCAUCCUCUGGUGGCAAGAGCACUGUCAUCACCUGUGCAGGACCGAAGACUGUCACUGACUGGGUUCCGUGUCACGGCUGCGUCACUGUCACUACCACUGGAACCAUUCCCUAUGUCACUACUGUACCUCCUGCAUCCUCUGGUGGCAAGACGACUGUCAUUACUUGCGAGGGGCGAAAGACUGUCACUAUGACGGCCAAGGUCACGGAAACCAAAACUCUGCUGCCUCCGCCCGACUGCGAGUAUUGCACAGCUACAGUUGUCGUUCCUACAAGCCCUGUCACUACUGUGACCACAACAGGACCGGUCCCAGGCACCACGACAUUACCUGCCCCACCUGGCUGCACCAAAUCAUGCACCGCUACUGUCAUUGUUACCAAGGGUCUCUUCACUGGUCCCUUUACAACAUUGACUACAACUGGAGAUAUUGCAGGCUCAACUACUCUUUCACCCUCGGGUUGCACAGAGUCUUGCACAGGCACUGUCAUUGUUACUAAGGGUAUCUUUACUGGUCCGUUCUCAACAGUGACUACAACUGGUCCGACUGAGGGAACUACUACCCUACCUGUCCCCUCUGGCUGCAAGUCUUGUACCGGAACAGUUAUUGUUACCAAUGGUCCAUUUACUGGUCCGUUCUCAACUGUGACUACAACCGGCCCAGUGGCAGGAACAACUACUGAGCCACCGCCUUCUGGUUGCACAAAGUCUUGCACAGGAAAGGUCAUCGUUACCAGUGGUCUCUUUACUGGACCAUUUACCACACUGACUACGACCGGUCCGACUCCUGGAACUACUACUCUCCCUCUUGCAUCUAACUGCGCGGUCAUCAAGCCUCGAGAUGGACAGGAUAUGCGACCCGCUGGCUGCACGGCCACAGUCAUUGUCACUAAUGGCCCCUCUGCGACUCUCGGUCCCUUCACUACCAUCUUUACAACUGGUCCUACUGCCGGGACAACGACCAUUCCUCGGGCAUCAGACUGUUCGUCUUGCUCAGAUACUGUCAUUAUCACCAAUAGUCCCAGCUCUUUCACUGGGCCUUUCAUAACACGGUCUACAACAGGACCUAUCGAAGGUACAACAACACUGCCCCCGGCUUCGGACUGCCCAACUUGCGCUGGUACUGUUGUUGUGACCCAGGGGCCUUUUACAGGCCCUUUUACUACUCGCACGACAACUGGCCCAACUGCUGGUACCAUGACCAUGCCCCCUAGUUCUAACUGCCCUACCUGUUCGGGAACUGUAGUUGUUACCGAGGGCCCUUUCACUGGUCCCUUUACUACUUUUACCACUACGGGGCCUGUGCCAGGAACAACCACUCAAACCCCUGUAUCCCGUUGUCCUACCUGUAUUGGUACCGUUGUUGUCACCAAUGGCCCGAGGCCCUUGACUACAGUUGUGACAACCGGGCCUGUGCCUGGAACUGCUACACUACCUCCAGCUUCCGACUGUCCAACUUGUCUAGGCACCGUUGUUGUUACAAACGGGCCCUUUACAGGUCCGUUUACUACUAUCACCACUACGGGUCUUGUCCCAGGUACAUCUGUGGUACCUCCAGCAUCAAGCUGUCCCACUUGUGUCGGUACUGUAAUUGUGACGGGCUCUCCAUCAGGUUCUUCUCCAUUUACGACCGUUACUACAACAGGCCCGGUGCCAGGCACUACUACAAUUGCUCCUGCGUCUAGUUGCCCUACCUGCUUAGGCACCGUUGUGGUUACAAAUGGACCCUUCACAGGACCAUUUACGACCAUCACUACGACUGGAAAUACACCGGGAACUACAACAAUCCCUCCUGUAUCAAGCUGCCCUACUUGUGUCGGCACCGUUAUUGUCACAGGAGUGUCUUCGACUACCCGACCCUUGACGACAGUCACUACAACCGGCCCUGUUCCUGGAACCACUACACUGCCAGUGCCAUCUAAUUGUAUAACCUGCAUUGGUACAGUUGUUGUUACAAAUGGUCCCUCGAGCACUCGUCCACUCACCACAGUUACUACGACAGGUCCUAUUCCUGGCACUACUACUCUCCCUGUGUCUUCUGACUGUGCAACAUGUGUCGGUACCGUGGUCGUCACAAAUGGCCCAUCCAGCUCUCGACCGCUUACCACAGUGAGAACUACUGGUCCCGUUGCUGGUACUACCACUCUGCCCGUGCCUUCAGACUGCCAAACCUGCACUGGCACAGUCGUAAUCACUGAUGGCCCAUCCAGCUCAGCCCCAAGCUCAAGCUCUCGGCCUCUGACGACUCUUUUCACUACUGGACCUACUGCUGGCACUACAACACUACCUGUGCCUUCCGGUUGCUUAACCUGCACAGAAACUGUCGUUGUUACUAACGGUCCCUCGAGCUUGAGCUCUCAACCUCUGACGACUAUCAGAACCACUGGUCCUGUUGCAGGUACCACAACGCUGCCUGUGUCUUCUGGCUGUACAACCUGCACUGGCACUGUAGUGGUCACUGACGUUCCAAGCUCAUCCAGCUCACCGACUGUUUCCACCUCGAGCUCUCGGCCUCUGACUACUAUCAGAACUACUUGUCCUGCUGCAGGCACUACAACGCUUCCGGUAUCAUCAGGGUGCACAACCUGCACUGGUACUGUCAUCGUGACAGAUGCACCGUCUAGCUCAACCUCCCAGCCUCUGACUACUAUCAGAACCACUGGUCCUGUUGCAGGAACCACCACUCUCCCGGUAUCUUCAGGGUGCACAACCUGUACUGGUACUGUAAUAGUUACCGAUGCUCCAUCUAGUUCAAGCCUUUCGUCGUCGGCUGCUUCCUCAAGCUCCUCUAGCUCGAGUGCUUCAUCUACCUCAAUUGUCUCGUCUUCGACAUCUUCUCCAUCUUCUUCCUCCUCAAUCUCAGCAACAUCUACUUCGAUGUCUUCUUCGUCGGCUUCGUCCUCAAGUUCUUCCUCUUCGGCCAUUUCGUCCUCGAGCUCAUCUAGCUUGGCUUCCUCAUCCAGCACAGCCCCCUCUUCUAGCUCGGCUACAACUUCCUCGACCUCCUCUACUUCAGCUACUUCAAGCACAAGUUCAAGCACCGAAGUAGUCACACGUCUUACUACAGUGACCUCAACUGCCACUCAAACUGGAGCAACUACUCUACCGGCUACUGAUGGAGGAACCACAACUGUUAUUACAUAUGUUCCUUUUAUCACUCGGCUGACUACAAUCACCCGAGCUACCACAACGUCUGGCCUCACAACCCUCCCUGCUACUGAGGGAGGAACCACGACUGUCGUCACUUACGAGUGUACUGUCACCCAAACUCAGUCAGCGUCAGCAAGUGGGACACAGUCGUCUUCGGCGUCAUUCACUGUACCUGCUUGCGCUACAGCCAUGCGUUUUAUCGUCAUUGGUGGACAGGGCGGCCAGGGCACCCUCGGUGGUCCUGGACAGAAUAUCUCUGGAACAGUGAGUUCCGUAGUGCCUGGACAAGUUGUUCAACUUAUAGCAGGAGGCGAAGGAAUACAGUCGCCCCGCGGUGGAAGUGCAGCUGGCGGACGAGGAGACGGAAACGGUGGAACUGCCUAUGAUGGUGGCUACAGUGGAGGCGGAGGAUCCAGCUUGUCUUUGGCAGGCAAUAAGGUAAUCAUCGCGGGUGGCGGUGGUGGUUCCGGUACCGGCGCCUCUACUAACGGAAAUAACCCUCUCCAAGAAGUAAAUGAUGGAAAGAAGGGUGCUGGAGGUGGUGAAAAUGGUAGGACGGAAUAUAUCACGCCAACUGGAGACCCAAAUACCCACAUUUGUACGCUGAACGGAGGCUUGGGUGGUACUGAAUCUGGUGCCGGUAAUGGAGGAACUACAUCAGGAACUUGCACCGGUCCAAAUAAUGGUAGCAAUGGAUCUGGGGGCAAUGGUGGUGAUGGCGCUCACGGGGCCAAUGGUCAAACUUAUCCGGGCGCGGGUGGUGGCGGUGGAGGUUAUUUUGGUGGUGGUGGUGGUUCCAGUGGCCGCGUCGAUCGUGCAGGAGGCAACCAACAGUGGGGUUCCGGUGGUGGUGGUGGUUCAAACUUUGUACGCUCUGGCCAAGCAGUGACCUACGGAUCAGCCUAUGGUCCUGGUAUAGUUACUGUCGUGUUUAUCGGCUAA
Molecule: messenger RNA, 4737 nt
Organism: Fusarium tjaetaba
Lineage: Eukaryota; Fungi; Ascomycota; Sordariomycetes; Hypocreales; Nectriaceae
Product: FLO9-like protein
Exons: 1
Coding region: 1-4737 (1578 amino acids)
Source: RefSeq, a predicted model, not a curated record